AUUGAGUCUACUUACCGCCAUAUGUCUGGGGUCCCUCUCCCUGAUGAAUCUGUACUGCAACAUGUUGUGGAUGUGCACUGCCAUCCCACCGAUGCACCUUCAAUAUCACCCGAAUCCAUGGAUAAACUCCAGAUCACUAUCUGUGCGAUGGGCUCGAGAACAUCAGACCAAGUUCUUGUGAAAAAAUUGGCCGCGUCGUAUCCCAAGAAAGUUAUUCCUUGCUUCGGAUACCAUCCAUGGUUCUCUCACUGUAUAACUCUACAGCCUGGUGCGACGAAGGACGAGCACUAUAGACGCCUGUUCGCCGUCGAAAACUUCGAUGAGUAUCAGGCCAUAUACAACACUCUUCCCCAGCCGGUGUCUAUCGCUGAAGUCAUUUCGGAAGUGCAGGCCAAUCUAGAGGCCUUUCCGAACGCGAUGCUUGGAGAAGUUGGACUUGACCGAGCUUUCCGUAUUCCUUAUGAUUACGCCGCGUUUCCUCGAGAGUUGACCUCCUUUACGGUUCCUAUUGACCAUCAACUUGCCAUCCUUGAAGCUCAGGUCGACUUGGCCGUUAAAUUACGGCGUAAUAUCAGUCUUCACAGCGUCAAGGCACAGAUGAACACUACGGAAUUUCUCAACAGAAUGAGUCAAAGGCAUGGUAGGAAUUGGAGUAAGAUUAGUAUAGAUUUGCAUAGCUGUGGGUUGAGCCCACAGCUAUGGCGCGAUAUGGAGAAGAAGCACAACAAUGUUUUCCUCUCUCUGUCUACCAUCAUCAACGGUCGCUCAUCGAAUCACAUUUCCCUAAUCCAGGCCUGCUCACCGAAUAGAAUCCUCGUCGAGUCUGAUUUCCAUGAUGUAGACAUGUGUACCCAGCAGACUUGGGAUAUGCUUCUGACCGUGGCCCGUACAAAUGGUUGGAUAGUGGAAGAGGUCUGGACCAGUGAAGUAGACCCAGCCAAGUGGGGUGCAGUUCGAAGGCUGGAGGAGAACUGGCGGCAGUUUAGGGCUGGUGACCACCAAGCACCGGAGUUGUCAAAGAGAAAGAAGAAGAAAGUCGAAGAGUGGAUAAGCGAAUCAAAUACCGAUUCCUGAAUAGAAACAUAACACGCCCUGAGUGCAAGAAUUGAAAUAUUGAAGUCCAACAAGCUUUAC
This is a messenger RNA of Guyanagaster necrorhizus, 1134 nucleotides long. Its product is annotated as Metallo-dependent hydrolase. Bases 22 to 1074 code for a protein of 350 amino acids. Gene Ontology annotation, molecular function: hydrolase activity, acting on ester bonds. The transcript is spliced from 4 exons. The record is from RefSeq and is a predicted model, not a curated record. NCBI's taxonomy places the organism in Eukaryota, Fungi, Basidiomycota, Agaricomycetes, Agaricales, Physalacriaceae.